UCCGGCCGCCGCCGCUGCGCUACGCUGCGCUGCCUGCGCCCAGGGCUCGGGAGGGGGCCGCGGAGGAGCCGCCCCCCACGCCCGGCCCCCGCUCGCCGCGCCCGGGCCCGCGCCAUGGGGCUCUGGCUGCCGCCGCCCCCUGCGCCACCGGGUUAGGGCAAUGCGGGCGACCCCGGCGCGCGGCCCCCGCGGGCACCAUGAGCCCCCUGCUCCUCCGCCUGCUGCUCGCCGCGCUCCUGCAGCUGGCCCCCGCCCAGGCCCCUGUCCCCCAGCCUGAUGCCCCUGGCCACCAGAAGAAAGUGGUGUCAUGGAUAGAUGUGUAUGCCCGCGCCACCUGCCAGCCACGGGAGGUGGUGGUGCCCUUGACCGUGGAGCUCAUAGGCACUGUGGCCAAGCAGCUGGUGCCCAGCUGUGUGACUGUGCACCGCUGCGGGGGCUGCUGCCCUGACGAUGGCCUGGAGUGUGUGCCCACGGGGCAGCACCAGGUCCGAAUGCAGAUCCUCAUGAUCCGGUACCCGAGCAGUCAGCUGGGGGAGAUGUCCCUGGAGGAACACAGUCAGUGUGAAUGCAGACCAAAAAAAAGAGAGAGUGCUGUGAAGGCCGACAGGGCUGCCACUCCCCACCACCAUCCCCAGCCCCGCUCCGUUCCGGGCUGGGACUCCGCCCCUGGGGCACCCUCCCCAGCUGACGUCACUCAUCCCACUCCAGCCCCAGGCCCCUCUGCCCACGCUGCGCCCAGCGCCGCCAGCGCCCUGACCCCCAGACCUGCCGCUGCCACUGCCGACGCCGCAGCUUCCUCCGUUGCCAAGGGCGGGGCUUAGAGCUCAACCCAGACACCUGCAGGUGCCGGAAGCUGCGAAGGUGACACACUGCUUUCCAGACCACACGCCGGUGGGGAAGGGAGUGGAACCUGGCGGAACACGCCCAGCCCAGGUGCCGACCUCAGCCUGCCUGGGCCGACGCUACUCCAGGCCCUGGGCUGCUCCCGCCCGCCGUGUCGCCCUGAGGCUGCCAUCUGGGGCCGGGUGCACAGGGCUGGGCAAGGGGACAUGGAGAGCGGUCAUUAACCAGCCUCCCGGAGCUUGGGGUACUGCCUCAGGGUUCAACCAUCCUGUGCAAGUGAGCCUCUUACAAGCGGCUCCUCCCUCCCCUUCCAAGGACUCCAGACAUCUGCCAACAAUGGGAUUUGGGCUGUGGCGUGAAAACUGUGACCCUCUCCCCCAACCCCGAUAAAAGACGUAAGGAGCUGUUCCUGCUUGUG
Lepus europaeus (European hare) is the source of this 1261-nucleotide messenger RNA. RefSeq names its product vascular endothelial growth factor B (gene VEGFB). Gene Ontology annotation, cellular component: membrane. Bases 198 to 821 code for a protein of 207 amino acids. Lineage: Eukaryota; Metazoa; Chordata; Mammalia; Lagomorpha; Leporidae. Gene Ontology annotation, molecular function: growth factor activity; heparin binding; chemoattractant activity. The transcript is spliced from 7 exons. The record is from RefSeq and is a predicted model, not a curated record. Gene Ontology annotation, biological process: response to hypoxia; vascular endothelial growth factor signaling pathway; vascular endothelial growth factor receptor signaling pathway.